AUGGCAGUGUCAGCAGCGAAGCAAACGGUGGUUUUGAUCCAGGCUCCUGGGGCUGUUGUAAUGCCAUGGAAGAAGUCAGCCGACGCAAUCCUCAUGAUGUUUCUGGGGGGCGAGGAAACUGGCACUGCUUGGGCAAGAAUCCUGUUCGGUGAUGAGGCCCCUGCUGGACGGCUUCCCAUCAUGAUGCCCCUGACCGAAGCGGAUUCCAUCAAGCCGGGCACAGACUUGAAUGUGGACUAUGACGAAGGCUUGCGGACUAGCUACAGGAAUCCAAGCUUCAAAGAUGCAUUUCCGUUUGGACAUGGGCUCACAUAUACGACCUUUGAGUACAGCCAGCCGGUCCUGGGAAACUGCACCUUGGAGGCCUCGGCACCAGUGGAUGCUUACGUUUGUUUGCGGCUGGCUGUUCGCAAUGUCGGACGCCGUGCAGGACGAACUGUGGUCCAGUGCUACUUGGAGAUGCCAGCAGAGGCGGGCUACGCGACCCCGAUCCUGCGAGGGUUUCGGAAGACCGGAAUCAUCCCCGCAAACGACUCCGAGUCAGUUCUGCUGCACUUUAACGCUCGGGAGCUGUCCUUCUACGAUCCCGCGUUUCAGCAGUGGAUCGUUCCCAGUCAUGUUCGCGCUCUAGUGGGAGAGUCAUCAAGAGACAUCAGGUUGAGCAUGAUGAUCAAAAUCCCACAAGGUAGCUCUCCCGGUCCUGCGCGUCGAUGGUCUGCCUUCUGGUGGCUCAUUGCCGUACUGGUGGCGAUCGCUGUGAUCGUGCCCUUCAUUUCCUACACGGUGAUAAGGCGAAAACGAGAUGACGCAUCAUCUGAGGAUUCCAGUGCUGAAUUGUCUUCUGAGUUCAGCGGGUGA
Molecule: messenger RNA, 858 nt
Organism: Symbiodinium pilosum
Lineage: Eukaryota; Dinophyceae; Suessiales; Symbiodiniaceae
Source: the annotation of a GenBank genome assembly